This is a messenger RNA of Vanderwaltozyma polyspora DSM 70294, 1617 nucleotides long. RefSeq lists its product as uncharacterized. Lineage: Eukaryota; Fungi; Ascomycota; Saccharomycetes; Saccharomycetales; Saccharomycetaceae. The record is from RefSeq and is a predicted model, not a curated record. The transcript has a single exon. The coding region runs from base 1 to 1617 and encodes 538 amino acids.
AUGACUGGGAAUAUUGUUUAUACGCAGAUCAACGACGAAAAUAUUCCCGAUAGCUCGGCGUCACUCACUGACAAUGACAUUAUUGUCACUCCAAUAUUUGAAGUCAAAAAAGAAAACUCGGACUUGGAAGAAGCAAAAGCUGAUUACAUAAAGAAAUCAAUGCAAAGGAAUUCAAAUAAAAAUUUAGAAAAAAUGGUUGUUAAAGAAAAAAAUCCUAAAAUUCGUUUUGAUUGCAAUCGAAUAUUAAUAUUUGAUCAAGAUAAAGAAGUUUCCAAAAGUGGUAUCCAAAAGAUUUUAACUAAAUCAAGUUCAUCUCAAAAAUCUAUCUUGAAAAAGAGAGAAGACGAUAUUGAAGAUAAACUAUAUCCUCAAGAUGAUGAGAUUACACAAAUUGUGAAAAGAAUGUUCACUUUAUGUGGUGUCAAUUUAAAACACAUAGAAGGAAUCUCUUUUAAGGAACAGCUAGAAAGACUAAGUGUUUCUAUCACAAAUGCAUUUAAUACAAAAGAAAUGUGUUCGAAGUACAUAAAGCAAAAAUUGGAAUCUCAACUGAAUGAUAAAAUAUUGGAACAACAGGAGACGGUCAAAUAUUGGAAAAACUUAUUUGAUGAAUCGACGGUAAGAUUAAAAGAAUUGGAAAAAUCUCAAAUUCAAAUGGCAAGUGGAAAAUUAAAGGAAACAGUUCAAGAACAACAAAAGCUAGCAGAACUUAAUAGCUCUUUAAAGAAUGAACUAGCUGAAACGAAAUUAGUUUUAAAAGAGGCUAAAUGUAAUUUAGAAUUUACAAGAGCUAAACUUAUUGAGUUCGAUAAUAAUAAUUCUGCUUAUAGAACAGAUCUUCAAAAAAAUAAAAAAACCUUGAAAGCUAUGGAAGAUAGAAUUAAGGAAAAAGAAGAAAAAAUUAGGGAACUAGGUGACAGCGAAGAAAAGUUUAAGAAAUGUAACAAGAAAUUAUCGGCAAAUUGUGAAAUUCUGGAACAGAAAGUUAGCGCUUUAAAUGUUCAAAAUAUUUUGUUGUCUGAAAUGAAUGAAACCUUUACACAGACGAAUUCUGAGACGCUAAAAAGAUUGCAAGUGACAGAGUUCGAAAGUGAAAACAUCAAAAAUGAAUUUGACAAAACAAAAUCAGAGCUAACAUCUUUGAAAAAAAAGCUAUCAAAGGCAAAUAAGAAAAUAGUUAGCAAAGAGGUAGAUUUGAAAAAUCUUAGACAAGAUAACGAGCUCACACAAGACAAAUUAAUAGAGGUGAACCAAGAAUUAGGUGUCUUGAAAAUGAAGUAUUGUCAAUUAUCAAAGGACAUUGAAGAGAAGAUCGGAGAGAUAUCUUAUUUAAAAAGAGAGAAUGCAGGUUUAUCUCGUAUUAUUGAAAACCUUCAGGAUAGAUAUACCAAGUCAGAAAGGCAAAAUAAAUUGCAAAGAACAAAAUAUGAAGAGUUGUAUUUGGAGAAUCAAAAGGUCAAUGAAGUUGUAUCAAAAAGCAAUAAAAUAUUUAAUGGAUUGCUGCUCAAGAACCAUAAUGGUGAUAAUAUACUAGAGACAGGUAUUGAAGCUAAAAAAGCCUGUUUGAAACCACUAAAAAUCAAUGUGCCUCACAAUAAGGAAAUACUGGCACAGUAA